AUGGAAUUCCUUGUGCUAGACGCACCAGCGUCUGAUAUUCCCACUACGUUCAUCGAUGUUUCGACAUGGCACCUUCCCGAUGUGCCGCUGGCAGAUAGUACAUUCCACAUCCCGGGCAAGAUAGAUAUCGUCAUCGGCAGUGAUAUGUAUUGGAAGCUACAUUCUGGCCACAAACGCUCCCUAGGUAAUGGCAAGCCAUGGCUGAUUGAAACACCGUUCGGGUGGGUCAUCGCAGGCAAUUCGGCUUCCAACAGCACUACCUAUUCGACGUGCCACGUCGCUACGACGAAUACAUCGUUGGAGUCGUUUAUGGAACUGUUGAAAAUUGCGUACCAAAAUGAACGAUUCUGGCAAGGCGAAACCAUCCAGCAAGAGCCGACGUUGUCCGCAGAGGAACAGAUCUGCGAGAACGUCUACACAACGACCACAACUCGUGAUCCUUCAGGAAG
Messenger RNA from Anopheles bellator, 449 nucleotides. RefSeq lists its product as uncharacterized. The annotation marks the transcript as partial. The transcript is spliced from 2 exons. The record is from RefSeq and is a predicted model, not a curated record. Lineage: Eukaryota; Metazoa; Arthropoda; Insecta; Diptera; Culicidae.